Molecule: messenger RNA, 904 nt
Organism: Tarenaya hassleriana
Lineage: Eukaryota; Viridiplantae; Streptophyta; Magnoliopsida; Brassicales; Cleomaceae
Product: ras-related protein RABF1
Exons: 8
Coding region: 114-719 (201 amino acids)
Molecular function (GO): GTPase activity; GTP binding
Source: RefSeq, a predicted model, not a curated record
AUUCUUCUUCUUUUUCUUCUUCUUCUUCAAUUCGCUUCCGUUGAAGCCAGAAAUCCUGAGAGGAUCGCGGCACAUCUAGUUUGUGUAAUCUGUAUAUUACAGAAAGCUGAGAUAUGGGAUGCUCUGCUUCUCUUCCCGAUAGGAAUUCUGGAGGAUUAAGUGGUCUUAACAGUUCAGAAAAUGCGCCUCCAACGGAUGCCAAAAAUCUGCGCGUCAAGUUAGUCCUCUUAGGAGAUUCUGGUGUCGGUAAAAGCUGUAUUGUCCUCCGGUUUGUUCGUGGUCAGUUUGAUGCCACAUCAAAGGUCACUGUUGGGGCUUCAUUUUUGUCCCAAACAAUAGCUUUGCAAGAUUCUACAACGGUUAAGUUUGAAAUAUGGGAUACAGCAGGGCAAGAGAGGUAUUCUGCACUAGCUCCGCUAUACUACCGUGGAGCUGGAGUUGCUGUUAUUGUUUAUGAUAUAACAAGUCCAGAUUCGUUCAAAAAAGCUCAGUACUGGGUUAAGGAACUGCAAAAGCAUGGAAGCCCAGACAUAGUUAUGGCUUUAGUUGGUAACAAGGCUGAUCUUCAUGAAAAGAGAGAAGUUUCUGCUGAGGAUGGGGUUGAGCUUGCGGAGAAAAAUGGCAUGUUCUUUAUCGAGACUUCAGCAAAGACUGCAGAUAACAUAAAUCAGCUUUUUGAGGAAAUCGGCAAGAGGCUUCCACGGUCUCCUCCAUCGUGACGAUCUAAUGACAUAAAUGUAGUCUUUUAAUGUAUAUUCCAUAUGUGAGUGUAUUUUCUUCUGCGUGUGCUCUCUAUUAUCAUCGUUAUUCUUCUUCACAUUAUAUGUGAAGACUUCGGCUUGGAGAAAAAGCUUUGUAAAACCCAUCAUUUUUAAUCUAAUAUUGCUGCCUAUUUGGUUAUGGA